CGAGAAUCGCUUCCCGGAAGUUCCACGUCAGUCAGUCGGCUAGUCAGCGGGUCGGUGGGUCUGUCUUGGCCUGAGUUGCUGGUAGCAAACGAGAGCUGUCGGAUCUGGACAGACGGAGUCAUGCCUUUGCGACUUGACAUCAAGAGAAAGCUAACUGCUCGAUCUGAUCGAGUCAAGAGCGUGGAUUUGCAUCCUACAGAGCCAUGGAUGUUGGCAAGUCUUUACAAUGGCAGUGUGUGCGUUUGGAAUCAUGAAACACAGACACUGGUGAAGACAUUUGAAGUGUGUGACCUACCUGUUCGAGCUGCAAAGUUUGUUGCAAGGAAGAAUUGGGUUGUGACAGGAGCAGAUGACAUGCAGAUGAGAGUGUUUAAUUACAAUACCCUGGAGAGGGUUCACAUGUUUGAAGCUCACUCAGACUACAUUCGCUGCAUUGCUGUUCACCCAACCCAGCCUUUCAUCCUAACUAGCAGUGAUGACAUGCUUAUUAAGCUAUGGGACUGGGAUAAAAAAUGGUCUUGCUCACAAGUGUUUGAAGGACACACCCAUUAUGUUAUGCAGAUUGUGAUUAACCCCAAAGAUAACAAUCAGUUUGCCAGUGCUUCUUUGGAUAGGACCAUCAAGGUGUGGCAGCUGGGCUCUUCAUCACCAAAUUUCACUCUGGAGGGACACGAGAAAGGAGUGAAUUGCAUUGAUUACUACAGUGGUGGUGAUAAGCCAUACCUCAUUUCAGGGGCAGAUGACCGGCUUGUUAAAAUAUGGGACUACCAGAAUAAAACAUGUGUGCAGACACUUGAGGGACAUGCCCAAAAUGUGUCUUGUGCCAGUUUUCAUCCCGAGUUGCCAAUCAUCAUCACAGGUUCAGAAGAUGGAACAGUACGUAUUUGGCAUUCAAGCACUUAUCGCCUUGAGAGCACAUUGAAUUAUGGAAUGGAAAGGGUCUGGUGUGUGGCCAGUCUGAGAGGGUCCAACAAUGUCGCUUUGGGGUAUGAUGAAGGGAGCAUCAUUGUGAAGCUUGGUCGGGAGGAACCUGCCAUGUCCAUGGAUGCCAAUGGAAAGAUAAUCUGGGCUAAGCAUUCAGAAGUCCAACAGGCCAACCUGAAAGCAAUGGGAGAUGCUGAAAUUAAAGAUGGAGAAAGACUGCCAUUGGCAGUAAAGGAUAUGGGCAGUUGUGAAAUAUACCCUCAGACUAUUCAGCACAAUCCUAAUGGACGGUUUGUGGUGGUGUGUGGUGAUGGCGAGUAUAUCAUCUACACAGCAAUGGCAUUGAGAAAUAAGAGCUUUGGGUCUGCCCAGGAGUUUGCAUGGGCCCAUGAUUCUUCAGAAUAUGCAAUAAGAGAAAGCAACAGUGUUGUAAAGAUAUUUAAGAACUUUAAAGAAAAGAAAUCAUUUAAACCAGAUUUUGGAGCUGAAAGUAUCUAUGGAGGCUUCUUACUGGGAGUCAGAUCUGUAAAUGGCUUAGCCUUCUACGACUGGGACAAUACAGAACUCAUACGCAGAAUUGAAAUUCAGCCCAAACACAUUUUCUGGUCUGACUCUGGAGAGCUAGUUUGUAUUGCCACUGAGGAAUCAUUUUUUAUCCUUAAGUAUCUGUCGGAAAAAGUCUUGGCUGCACAGGAAACACAUGAAGGAGUUACUGAAGAUGGCAUUGAAGAUGCCUUUGAGGUUCUUGGUGAGAUUCAGGAAAUUGUGAAGACAGGGCUGUGGGUAGGUGAUUGCUUCAUUUACACAAGUUCUGUCAACAGAUUAAAUUAUUAUGUUGGAGGAGAAAUUGUCACCAUUGCUCACUUGGACAGGACAAUGUAUCUCCUGGGCUAUAUUCCUAAAGACAACAGGCUGUAUCUGGGGGAUAAAGAACUGAACAUCGUUAGCUACUCCCUGCUGGUUUCAGUGCUGGAAUACCAGACGGCGGUCAUGCGGAGGGACUUUAGCAUGGCCGAUAAGGUCCUUCCCACCAUUCCAAAAGAACAGAGGACCAGAGUUGCUCACUUUUUGGAAAAGCAAGGUUUCAAGCAGCAAGCGCUUACAGUAUCCACAGAUCCUGAGCAUCGUUUUGAGCUUGCUCUUCAGCUGGGAGAGUUGAAAAUUGCAUACCAAUUGGCAGUGGAAGCAGAGUCAGAGCAGAAGUGGAAACAACUUGCCGAGCUUGCCAUCAGUAAAUGUCAGUUUGGCUUAGCCCAGGAGUGCCUGCACCAUGCCCAGGAUUAUGGGGGUCUGUUGCUUUUGGCCACUGCCUCUGGAAAUGCUAGUAUGGUGAACAAGCUAGCAGAGGGUGCAGAGAGAGAUGGCAAGAAUAAUGUGGCAUUCAUGAGCUACUUCUUACAGGGCAAGCUUGAUGCUUGCCUAGAACUCUUGAUCAGAACUGGACGACUGCCAGAAGCUGCCUUCCUGGCCCGAACUUACCUACCCAGUCAGGUUUCAAGGGUAGUGAAACUUUGGAGAGAGAAUCUCUCAAAAGUCAACCAGAAAGCUGCAGAAUCCCUUGCAGAUCCAACAGAGUAUGAAAACCUCUUCCCUGGAUUAAAAGAAGCCUUUGUGGUUGAAGAAUGGGUGAAGGAAACACAUGCUGAUCUGUGGCCAGCCAAACAAUACCCCCUAGUCACGCCAAAUGAAGAAAGAAAUGUUAUGGAAGAAGCAAAAGGCUUCCAGCCCUCAAGACCUACAGCCCAACAGGAACUUGAUGGGAAGCCUGCCUCUCCCACUCCAAUCAUAGUGGCCUCUCACACAACUAGCAAAGAAGAGAAGAGUUUACUUGAACUGGAAGUAGAUUUGGAUAAUUUGGAAUUAGAAGAUAUUGAUACAACAGACAUCAAUCUUGAUGAAGAUAUUUUGUAUGACUGAACUUCACGUUUCCCAUUUACCCAACUAAAUAGAUCAUUAUUAUGUAUGGGUGUUGAUCUUCACUUUGACCACAGUGCUCUGGACUAAGAAAAACUCAUUAGGUUUUUAUAUGCAGAACCGUGGACCACUGGGAACAGAACAUCCUCGCUGUCUAAAGGAGUUUUAUGCACAACAUUUAAAUCACCAUGUUUUCGUUGGUAACUAAAAUGUAACUAAAAUAGAUAUGGGCUUUGAUUUUUUUUCGUAUUGUCAUUAGACCAUAUCUCCUAAAAUCUUUUGAAUU
Molecule: messenger RNA, 3124 nt
Organism: Orycteropus afer afer
Lineage: Eukaryota; Metazoa; Chordata; Mammalia; Tubulidentata; Orycteropodidae
Source: RefSeq, a predicted model, not a curated record